AUGCCUUCAGGGGGCCUGAAAGUCGCAACAGACAAGUACGCAACUAGAGCCGCCGAGGAGGCUGACACCCCAGUCUCAGCAAGCUUCCGGGUUCAAAGUAUAGAAGAGCUCGACGAUCUCGUAACACGGCCCAAUGCACCACCACUCACAUUCCCGCUGAUUGUGAAGCCUUGUCUAGGCUGGUCGAGCGACUGCGUCACACGGGUGACGACCAUCGGCGAACUCCGUGACGCUGUACACCGCGCCUCUGUCCGUCACUUAGGGUCAAUUUCCACCAGUACCGGUGUGGUUAUCGAGCCCUAUAUCGACGGACCUGAAGUAGAUACCAAUAUAAUCCUGCUCGACGGAGAGUGUUUGUUUUUUGAAAUCUCCGAUGAUUUCCCUUGCACUGGAGACGCACCCGACGCAAAUGCCCAGACGAGCAACUUUCAAGAGACUCAGAUCAUGUACCCCACAGCCCUCCCUGAAGCCGAACAAAUGACCCUACGAGAUAGCAUCCGGAACAGUCUGAUUCGGUUAGGACUUACCACAGGUGUUUUUCACGUUGAGGCUAGGGUUCGCAAUUCCGUUGCUAAUUAUGCAACCGAUGAAUCGGGGCUGUUUGAUCUCCGCAUUGGCUCAGACCAGUCGGAUCUCCAAGCUGAGCAGCCAAAUUGCUGGCUGAUUGAAUUUGGUCCUUGCGGUAAUUUGGCGAGGCUGAUCAGGCAGUCAACAUGGAUGAACCUUCCCACUCUGCGCUAUUUGAGAAAGCGAUAA
Penicillium samsonianum is the source of this 756-nucleotide messenger RNA. RefSeq names its product ATP-grasp domain-containing protein. NCBI's taxonomy places the organism in Eukaryota, Fungi, Ascomycota, Eurotiomycetes, Eurotiales, Aspergillaceae. The coding region runs from base 1 to 756 and encodes 251 amino acids. Gene Ontology annotation, molecular function: metal ion binding; ATP binding. The transcript has a single exon. The record is from RefSeq and is a predicted model, not a curated record.